Balaenoptera acutorostrata (minke whale) is the source of this 1431-nucleotide messenger RNA. RefSeq names its product N-acylethanolamine acid amidase (gene NAAA). NCBI's taxonomy places the organism in Eukaryota, Metazoa, Chordata, Mammalia, Artiodactyla, Balaenopteridae. The record is from RefSeq and is a predicted model, not a curated record. Gene Ontology annotation, biological process: fatty acid metabolic process. Gene Ontology annotation, cellular component: lysosome. Gene Ontology annotation, molecular function: fatty acid amide hydrolase activity. The transcript is spliced from 11 exons. The coding region runs from base 77 to 1144 and encodes 355 amino acids.
UCUUCCUCCUCGUCCUCCAGCGCUUCCCCAGGGCGCGGGCAGCUGCUGCCGGGGUCCAAUUGUGGCCGCACGAGUUAUGAGAGCCGCCGGUCUGAGUGCGCGCACGGCGCUGGCUCUGCUGCUGCUGGCCGGGGCCGGGCUGUCGGCCGCCGCCUCGUCCCUCGCCCCGCCGCUCUUCAACGUGAGCCUGGACGCGGCCCCCGAGCUGCGCUGGCUGCCAAUGCUGCAGCACUUCGACCGCGACUUCUUGCGCGCCGCUAUGGCGCGUAUCAUCGGGGAUAAUGUCCCCAAGUGGGUCCUCGGAUUGAUCCGAAAGGCGGUCUGGGAGCUGGAGCUCUUCCUGCCCCAGCCCUUCACCGACGAGAUCCGCGGCCAGUGCGACGCCCUGAACUUCAACCUGGCCGACUGCAUCCUCCUUAACCUGGCCUACGAGUCCACCGCAUUCUGCACCAGUAUUGUGGCUCAGGACUCCAAAGGCAACGUUUAUCAUGGCCGGAAUCUGGAUUACUCUUUUGGAAAUAUCUUACGCAAUUUGACAGUGGAUGUGCAGUUCAUAAAGAAUGGGCAGAUCGCCUUCACGGGAACCACCUUUAUUGGCUACGUAGGAUUAUGGACCGGUCAGAGUCCGCACAAGUUUACCGUUUCUGGCGACGAACGAGAUAAAGGCUGGUGGUGGGAGAAUAUGAUUGCUGCCCUUUUUCAGAGACACUCACCGGUCAGCUGGCUUAUCCGCACUACCCUGAGUGAAUCAGAAAACUUUGAAGCAGCUGUUUACAAAUUGGCCAAGACUCCCCUUAUUGCUGAUGUUUAUUACAUUGUUGGUGGCACAUACCCCCGGGAGGGAGUGGUCAUCACAAGGAACAGAGAUGGCCCAGCAGACAUAUGGCCUCUAGAUCCUUUAAAUGGAGCGUGGUUCCGAGUUGAGACAAAUUAUGACCAUUGGAAGCCAGUGCCUAAGAGAGAUGACCGAAGAACACCUGCCAUCAAAGCUCUUAAUGCCACGGGCCAGGCAAACCUCAGCCUGGAGACGCUCUUUCAGGUUUUGUCAGUGUUUCCGGUUUAUAACAACUACACAGUUUAUACUACGGUAAUGAGUGCUGCCAGCCCAGACAAGUACAUGACUAGGAUCAGAAACCCGAGUUAAAAGCAGAAGAAUGAAUUCACCUAUGCUAUGAAGGAAGAAGAAAAUUCUCCGUCUGAUGACAGCCCAGCCAAUCAGACUGUAGCUGCCCAACCAAUGAGAAGCCUCCAUACUUUGGACUCCUAGCCUCCUCCAGUGAACUCUUUCAUUAUUACAGUCCGUCCCAACUCCCUCUUUUCCCUAUGAAAGCAAACUCCUCCUUCCUGUUUUCUGGAUUUGCCUGUGGUCUGCCAUAGUUUGCAUAUCCUGAAUUGUAAUUCCUAUGGCUAUUCCCAAAUAAACUUGCUUUU